Mus pahari (shrew mouse) is the source of this 2777-nucleotide messenger RNA. RefSeq names its product sedoheptulokinase (gene Shpk). Lineage: Eukaryota; Metazoa; Chordata; Mammalia; Rodentia; Muridae. Gene Ontology annotation, molecular function: sedoheptulokinase activity. Bases 52 to 1485 code for a protein of 477 amino acids. The record is from RefSeq and is a predicted model, not a curated record. Gene Ontology annotation, cellular component: cytosol. Gene Ontology annotation, biological process: carbohydrate metabolic process; cellular response to lipopolysaccharide. The transcript is spliced from 7 exons.
UGUUCCUCGGCGUGCGAUUCAAGCCACCCGAGCUGUGCUGUCACCACUGCCAUGGCUUCGCGACCGACUGUCACUCUCGGUAUCGACUUGGGCACCACGUCCGUGAAGGCCGCCCUGUUGGAGGCUGCACCCGGCCACCCAUCCGGGUUCGUGGUGCUGGCGAGCUGCGCCCGGGCUGCGAGGGCAGAGACCGAGAGCGCGGUGGCCGGGCCCCAGGGGCGGGAGCAGGAUGUGACUAGAAUCAUCCAAGCCCUAAAUGAAUGCCUUGACGCCCUUCCCCGGCAGCAGCUCCGGAGAGUCGGGGGCAUCGGAGUGUCGGGACAGAUGCAUGGCAUCCUAUUUUGGAAAGCAGGCCAAGGCUGUGAAUGGACCGAGGGAGGGCCUGCCCUUGUAUUUGAGCCCAGAGCUGUGAGCCACUUGGUCACAUGGCAGGAUGGCCGUUGUAACAGUAGUUUCCUGGCUUCUCUGCCCAAGCCAGAAUCCCAUCUCAGUGUGGCCACAGGAUUCGGCUGUGCAACCAUCUUCUGGCUUUUGAAAAACAGCCCGGAGUUUCUGAAGUCCUAUGAUGCGGCUGGCACCAUUCAAGACUAUGUGGUUGCCAUGCUGUGUGGCUUGCCAAGGCCUCUGAUGUCCGACCAGAACGCCGCCAGCUGGGGCUAUUUUAACACCCAGAGCCAGAGCUGGAACUUGGACAUACUGGAAAUGGCAGGCUUUCCUAUCCACCUUCUCCCCGACAUUGCAGAGCCAGGCAGCAUGGCAGGCAGAACUUCUCACACAUGGCUUGAAAUCCCAAAGGGGACACAGGUGGGCAUAGCCCUGGGUGACUUACAAGCCUCUGUCUAUUCCUGCAUGGGCCAAAGGACUGAUGCAGUUCUCAACAUCAGCACCUCGGUUCAGCUGGCAGCCUCCAUGCCUGUGGGAUUCCAGCCACUGCAGACUCCGGAUCCUGCAGCCCCAGUUGCCUUCUUCCCUUACUUCGACAGGACCUACCUAGGGGUGGCAGCGUCACUCAAUGGAGGCAAUGUGCUGGCCACGUUUGUCCACAUGCUUGUUCAGUGGAUGGCAGAUCUUGGUCUGGAGGCUGAAGAAUCCACUGUCUAUUCACGCAUGAUCCAGGCGGCUGCACAGCAGAAGGACACCCAUCUCACCAUCACCCCAACAGUGCUGGGGGAGAGGCACCUGCCAGACCAGCUGGCCUCUGUGACUAGAAUCUCCUCCUCUGACCUUUCCCUGGGCCAUGUGACCCGGGCCCUCUGCAGAGGCAUUGUUCAGAACCUGCACUCCAUGCUUCCUUUCCAGCAGCUCAGAGAGUGGGGUGUGGCCCGGGUGGUGGGGAGUGGGAGUGCACUGUCCAGGAACGAGGUGCUGAAGCAGGAGGUCCAGAGGGCGUUUCCUUUCCCAGUGUGCUUUGGGCAGGAUGUAGAUGCAGCCUUUGGGGCAGCUCUGGUCAUGCUCCAGAGAGACUUCAGUCAGAAGGAGCCUUAGUUCAGCAAGCUCUUUGGCUAAAGGAAUGCUGGGAAUCUUACGUAAUUGACAAUGUCAGCACGAUCUCUGGGUUGUCCUUUUCCCGGGCGGCUCUGUGGGUGGACUGUAAAUUACACUUGAUCUUGAGGUACUAUCUAGACUGAUGAAGAUCUUACCUUCAGGGCAUAUGAUAAUCAUACACUCAGGAAUUUCUAACCAGACCCCAAGCUAGUGCCUUCCAAGAAUAGGAUCUUCUGAGAGCUGACUGAAAAUGCAGAUGUGGGAGGUGGAGAGAAUGGGAGGGAGGAAAAUGGGAAGAGAGAGAGGAAGAGAGAAACAAAGAGCUUCUGGGUCACUGGGCUCAGCUGUGAUUCAUUCGUAGACAGGGAAAAAAGAAAGAUGACUUAUGUAGCCAUGGCUCCAGCUAAGCAGAGAAGACCUGCUUAUGCCCAGCACUUGGAUUGGUUCAGCUUUGAGUCAAGUGCGUUACCGGAAAAAUCCUCCCCACCAGAUUGUAGCAGGUGGCAGGAGGCCCCUCUCCCAGUCUUGGGGAAGAGAAGGAGCUCAGCAAGCUCUUUGGCUAAAGGGAUUCUGGGACUCUUAUCUCACCAAUCAGCUUGACAGCCCUGUCAGUUGAAGGGAACGGCUGUAGCAUGGUCUCCAGUCAGAGAGAGACCAAAGGACAUGAAGCAACAUGCCUUGGAGGAGAAAGCCAAGGUCUACGGGCUUGCCUUGCCAUGUGCCUCUGGGACAGUACUGCACCGUGGCUACCUCGAUUCCUCUCAACACAGCUGGCUUAAAGGCAUGUCCAGGAGAAGGGAAGUCAGCUGGCACGAACAGCUAAAGGGACCGCAGAGCACUGUGAGGAACACCGACUGACAGAUGGUUUUCAAGAUGGCAGCAAGGCACGAUUCCUUUUCUAUGACUGUGUAUGGCCACAUUUCUCCCUAACUCCUGACACAAGGGGUGUCCAGUUUCAUGAGAGAAACCUUUAUCCCACAGGUCCCACCUCUUCCUCCAGGGUGAAGAUCUUGCUGGCCUCUGGUGGUUCUGGCCCUCUUCAGAUGGGCAUGCAUGGAGGGUCAGAGAACCACCAGUCUUCCCAUGUUACAGUACCUUCAAGGAGAGGGCCACCAUCACUGCGUUUACUCCUAGAUCCCAAAGGACCUACAAGGGCACCCAUGACUUUGGGGAGAAACUAUGUCGUCUCUUUGUAAGAGUCAUUUCAUAAGGUAUACUAUUGUGGUAACCCCUUUGAUGAAUUUACCUCCCACUGCUGGCUCAGCUAACUGAAUAAAUUUCAUUUUUCCAGA